AUGGCGCAUGAACUGGAGGGUAUUUUUGCAGAGCUAGGUAUCUCUCAGUACCUCGGCAUCUUCCUCGAGCAGGGCUUCGACACAUGGGAGACGAUAUUAGAUAUCACAGAGUCUGAUUUGGACGCGCUGGGAGUCAAGCUAGGACAUCGACGUAAAUUGCAAAGACGUAUUGCCAACUCGCGGGGCCUCGCCCCCGAUGCGUCGCUAGUAUCGCCCACUAGAGCAACGGCUGAGGAGCCGAAACCAGAGGCUCAACGACCAGAGCAGCCUCGACCCGAAGUGAAGGACGGCCCUGUCGUUACCAAGCGCAAGUAUCGCCGUCACCCCAAGCCCGAUGAGAAUGCACCAGAACGGCCGCCGUCAGCAUACGUUUUGUUUUCCAACAAAAUGCGCGAUGACCUCAAGGGUCGAAACUUAACCUUCACUGAAAUAGCUAAGCUCGUUGGAGAGCAUUGGCAAAACUUGACGCCCGGCGAGAAGGAGCCUUAUGAGUCUUCAGCUCUCAAGGCGAAGGAAAAGUAUAAUCAUGACUUGGCCGAGUACAAAAAGACUGCAGAGUAUAGGAAAUACAACCUGUACCUACAAGACUUCAAGGCGAGGCAAGCCUCUGCCAAUCAAGCAAAAGAAUCAUCCAAACGUCAGAAAUUGGAUGUUGGUGCCCGACUGCAGAAUGGCAGUGCGAGUGUAACACCAGGCAGCCUCAGCAGUACCGGCAGCGGCAGCGAGAGCCAUCAGGGUAGCGAACCACCCCCAAAUCGGAAGCAGCGAGUCGGAUCUGUGGUGUCGGUGUCAGAAUCUCAGUACUCAACGGCAGUUCCAACGCCAAUCUCGCACCACCAUGUCACAGAUGACGCCGUACACUCUCCUACCAGUAUUCAAUUCGAUCGAGAGAGCUUGCAUUCAGCAAGCCCUCGUGCGUCACAGAGUCGUAGCCGUCGCCCGACAUGGACAGAAAACCAACUGAUGCCAGAGGUAGUCGGACCAACGACUCACUUGCCUUCGCUGUCGGAUGUAUUCAGCAAUGGACGUGGUGGGAUGAAUGGCGUCUCGAGAUCUCCCGAGGCGAAUGGAUUCGGCAGCUUUGCACCCCCACAGCACCCGGGCACUUCAAUCCCACCACCGUUGAAGCAUGAGUAUUCAUCGACAGGAAGCUCUGCGUCGUCCGGCUCGUAUCCUCGCACGCCGAGUGAAUCUUCGCUCCCGAUUCAUGCCUUGCUGUCCAACAAGCCCCCGUUGGCUUCCCCGUACGAAUUGCAAUCUUCCCCUUUCACAGCAGCCCCCCUGCCGCUCCAGGAUCAGAAGCCAAUAUUCACCGGACAGCUGCAGGGUCCUCAUGGACCUAUGAAUGGUAUACCCAACCACUCUUCGCAUAGCUUUCCACAGGGGCUAAUGAGGUUUCAAGGUUACCACUCGCCGCCACCUGCGCUGUUGCGCUUCCAGUCGAGUUCCUCAUCCGGAACCGAUGGGUCCAUGGCGUCAUCCCACGCAUCUUCGCACGCGUCCUCCCAAAUCUCACUCGGGGUUGGGGAAAGGAGCGAUCCGAAGCUCGACGGAAUGAGUGCUUUGGUCCGAGCGGGCGAGAUUGUUAACCGACGUGUUCAAUAA
This is a messenger RNA of Colletotrichum destructivum, 1605 nucleotides long. RefSeq names its product Putative sterile alpha motif domain, High mobility group box domain-containing protein. The coding region runs from base 1 to 1605 and encodes 534 amino acids. Gene Ontology annotation, biological process: regulation of gene expression. Gene Ontology annotation, cellular component: nucleus. NCBI's taxonomy places the organism in Eukaryota, Fungi, Ascomycota, Sordariomycetes, Glomerellales, Glomerellaceae. Gene Ontology annotation, molecular function: protein binding. The record is from RefSeq and is a predicted model, not a curated record. The transcript has 6 exons.